This is a messenger RNA of Physcomitrium patens, 2134 nucleotides long. RefSeq lists its product as uncharacterized. Gene Ontology annotation, molecular function: phosphatidylinositol transfer activity. Lineage: Eukaryota; Viridiplantae; Streptophyta; Bryopsida; Funariales; Funariaceae. The record is from RefSeq and is a predicted model, not a curated record.
UCCACGAAACAAAGUCCCUGCAAGUCGGGCUCUCAGUGGGGACUAGUCGCGGAUUGGGCUCAGUACUAUUUGCGGGGGUUUUAAACUCGAUGAAACCCUAAAUUACUGACAGUCUGUUCCGGGUUUUAUUGUGCUCCUGCCUGGCGGGAGUCGGAAAUUCCUACCCCAUUAUCGCCGGCGUGGGCGAGGACCUACAGCGUUCCAUUCUUAAUGCCCACUGUCCCUCAGACUCCUUGCUACCCUCUCUUGCCACCUUGAUCGUUACCCCCUCCUGGCGGCCCCACAGGGUCGUUGUGUUUGUUCUCUUCUCGCUGAAAUCAGCCUCCACGAUCCCUGCAUGUGUGUCUGCGAGUUCAAUUGUGAGUGGAGCUGCCUAUCGUGGAGCUACAUUGGUUGUUUGGAUCAGAUUUUUUGUAUCUGACAGCUUGUAGCAAAGGGCAACCAUUCAGACUUCGACUCCGAUCUGAAAGAUAGCUGGUCAUCUGCAUUGUCGGGGUUCACUCCUGAACAUCAAAGAUGACUAGUCUUCUGAAGAAGAGUGCCAGCAAGGUUGGCAUCCGUAAUACGGACGAGCCAAGCUCGCCAGAAGAGGAGAGCGCGAAGGUCACCCAGCUUCGAGAAGCUAUUGGACCGUUAACUGGUCGUCUAGAGCAAUUUGCUGACGACAAUUGUCUUAAGCGCUAUUUAAGGGCGCGGAACUGGAACCUCAAGAAGUCUGAGAAGAUGUUGAAGGACUCGCUUGCAUGGAGGGAGAGUUACAAGCCUGAAGAUAUACGCUGGAGUGACAUUGCGAAUGAGUCGGAGACAGGAAAAAUUUACCGUGCUAACAUCAAAGACAAGAAGGGGCACUCUGUUAUUGUGAUGCACCCUGGUCGACAGAGUACAUACAACCCCGAAUUGGAAAUCAAACAGCUGGUUUAUUUCCUGGAGAACGCUAUCUUGAACCUUCCCGAGGGUCAAGAGCAGAUGAUAUGGUUAGUUGAUUUUAAAGGCUGGUCAAUGAAGAAGUCCACUCCCAUCGGCUUGGCUCGUGAAACCACGAACAUUCUGCAAAAUCAGUAUCCUGAACGUUUGCACGUUGCUGUCCUCUACAACCCACCGCGGCUUUUCGAGGCUUUCUGGACGCUUGUGAAGCCAUUCCUUGAUCCUAAGACCUUCCGCAAGGUCAAGUUUGUCUACUCAAAGAAUCCCGAGUCUCAGAAGAUCCUAGCUGAAUAUUUUGAAGAGGAUGCCAUUAAGUCAAUCUUGGAGGAUCAAAAUGAUUAUACCCACGACGAGUACGCGAAGUUGAUGCAGGAUGAUGACCAAAAAUCUGCCUUGUACUGGAAGGGAGCUGGCUUAGCCAAGGCUGAAGCAGAACCCGCUGCUGAGGAUCAAAGUCGUUCUGUAGAACUGCCUGAAGCAGGUGACUUGAAAAGGGAAGACGCUCCUGCCAAAGAGGACGCCCCAGCUCCAGUUUCAGAAUCUUCAGAACCAGUUGGAGACUCAUCAGCUAGAAUUGAAGUAGCAUCAGCUCCCCCAGCACCUGCUCCUGUGGCUGCUCCAGUUGUUGCCCCUGUCUCAUGAGCCAAUUGUGUCUGUUUUGGAAACCAAUUGUGGUGCGUAGUGUUCAAUUUUGCAGAAGAGUUUUUUCUGCUUAGUAAGGCUGGUGAGGGGUGCAUAUCAGUGAUAUUGAGUUUAGUUGGGGUGGAAUAAGUUCCAGAUCAACCUAUAGAAGCUCUAAGUGUGCACGCUAUUUAUUUUUUAGUAUGAGAGCUUUCACUGGAUUUGUCUCUUGUAUCUCAAUAAGUUCAGCGAGCUUAGAGUAAAUGUCAUUGAUUGACUGGAUAGCGCUGAACGAUCUGCUCGUUCUUCUUAGUGGUACCGUAUUUUGUAAAUCAUUCUUGUAGAGCAGUUCCCAAAUCUGACUAGAGCUAGUCGGCGUCAUACGUUUGGAUUAGAAAAAAUCCCUACGUAAUCUGAUUUAUGUUUGUAGUAUUUGAAGCAACAAGCUUCGACCUACAUAGCUCAUCAGUUUACUAAUUGAACUGUUUGUUGUAACAAUCAUUGUGAGCUGAACUGGACCUGCACCUUUCAGUUGCCAAUUUCGAGUAAAUAUAUUAUAGAAGAUGAACACUCUCACUUGGCAAUUUAA